GGGAAGAAGGAACACAUCAGACACCCAGCCUGUGAUUCAUCAUUAUAUGAGCACACACUGAGAUCAGCACAACAUGUAAUUUGCUUUUUUAAACGUCUGUUGCUAAGUAACCAUGUCUAUUACUAUAUGACAGUAUGUGUAUAUUGUGUUGUUUUACACUGCAGAACGUUCUGAGCUGCUCCAGCCUUACGUUCUUCCAUCUCCUCUGUGGGUACGAACUGUGUCUGUGAGCCCAGAGCACAGGAUUUUGGAAGGAGGAGUCACAAGAUCAGGGGAUAUUACUCACACCGUCACCAUCAGCACUAGCUCUGAGCUUUUCCUCCUGAGGAUUCAUUGAGAGGAAUACAGAUCAUUGUUGUCGUCUGAAAGAGUCUAGGAAUUGCUUUCAAGGCUGCCUGCUUGUUGGAGAGGACGUGUCAAGGUGAACAAAGGGGAGACUGAUGGUCCAAAGCUGUGAUGUAGAGAGCCACAUUGAGUGGACUUUUCUGGGAAUUGUAUUAAUGAACCUGUAGACAAGCAGAUGGAACAUAGGACAUCUCAUACUGAAUUUGAACUAAAAGAUGGACAACCAUCAGUUCAUCAUGGUGAAUUGUGGAGAUGACUUCUUUCUCAAGUCCUGAACUGCAUCAUAAAGGGGCCAGUUAUUACCUUAGAACCAAUGUGUCUAGCCUCCAGCAGGAAAGAUGACGUUAAAAUGGAACAUACUGAUGGAGCACCUUCUCCAUCCACUGUACAGCCUAAGCUGGAUCAACCACCAAGCAUCAAAGGAACAAAUAAACUGUACCUUAUAGCGGCAGUACUCAUUUGGCUAAUAACUGGCUCCACCAUAUCAAGCCUUAACAAAUGGAUAUUUGCUGUGUACAACUUUAAGUAUCCCUUAUUGCUGUCCUCACUCCACAUGCUUACAGCAGUCUUGUUGAAUUACCCUUUACUACGAUAUGGGUUGGUAAAGCUAAAAGAUGACGAAGUGGCAUUAAACACCAAUGCCAAACUUCAAGUUUUUCUUUUGAGUUUGACCUUCUGUUCCAGCAUAGCCUUUGGGAACCUUGGACUAAGCUGUGUCCAGCUCUCUUUUGCACAAAUGAUUUACACAACAACCCCCAUUUUCACCCUAGUCCUUUCCAAAGUAUUCUUGGGUGCAAGACCACAUACACUGAAGUAUACUGCCAUGAUCCCUAUUUGUUUGGGGGCCUGCUUCAGCAUCAUUGGAGAAGUGCAGUUCGACCAAACUGGGUGCUUCUAUCUUUUUGCAUCUACGUUUCUCAGGGGGCUGAAAUCCAUACAACAGAGUUCUCUUCUAAAAGAAGAGAGAAUUCACUCAUUUACACUGUUGUACCUCAUGUCCAUUCCCAGUUUCUGCAUCCUGUUCAUGUCUGCAGUGCUAUUCGAGCGAAGUGUAGUAUGGGAGAUUCCGCAAGACUACGACAACAGACUCUGGUUAUUCAUUCUUCUUAGUUGUCUGGGAUCUGUCCUGUACAACCUGGCAAGCUUCUGUGUCAUCACAUUGACUUCUGCAGUCACCAUACAUGUGUUGGGCAACCUCAACUUGGUUGGGAACCUUGUGUUAUCUCGGGUCCUAUUUGGAAGCCAGCUGACGUCUCUCAGUUAUGCAGGCAUUGGUCUGACUUUGGCAGGGAUGUUUAUGUAUCAUAACUGUAACCUUAUUGAGGAGUAUUUCUGUGCUAAACAGAAGUCUCUUUGGUCUCUUCAACAGCAUAAGUCAAAAUAAUCCAUUACCACAAAGAUGCCAAGUUCUAGAAAGAAAAUUGUGGAGGAUCAACGUUACAUUGGUGACAGUCUCCUAAUUUUUUUUUGUAGCUUUUUUUUUUUUUUUAAAGAAUGCAUCACCUCGCAGGAUCUGUAACGUUGUUGGAGGUCGAACAACUGAAUAUAUAAAGAAGGGGUUAACAAAUGUGGGUGUCGAUCUGAUGUUCCACUACAAUCCCAAUAUUUGUGUGGCAGAGAAUUAUGGGAAAUGUAGUCAAAGAAUAGAUGAUGGGCCAUAGAUGGACACUUCUGGGAUAGAGCCAACAAGAGCCAAAUAUCCAAUACAUUUUUAGGAAGGGUGUACAGGGCUGAAAGGCAUCUAGAACUCAAUGUUUCUUUCAUGAAACGAUAUAAUAUAGCUCUUGCGCUUUUUAGUUGACUCUGGUUUUUCAGAGAGAAUAUAACUUUCCUGGAUUUUCUUGCAAUAUUAUUCAUUGACCAACAGAUUUAUAGAAUACACAGAAAAUGGCAAUAAAACCUAAACAAUUCACUUCCAAGAGUGGAAAUCACAUAAUACUUUGUCUUAAACACCCUAUUCUUCAUAUAAAGCCUGGCUUGCAUGUAACAUUUCAUGAAGCCAAGCAAUGGGAAAUAUCAGUUCAGUAUAGCACCUUCUACCAUUUUUUUUUCUAAGGGAUUAUUAAAUAAUAGACAAUAUUGAUGGUGGUCAGUUACAUUUUGCUCUUUUACCACACUAUGGAUUUUAUACAAAAAAAAAAAAUACUUAAAACAUAACAAAUACACAAAGUUUCCAGGAUAGAAGUUUGCAAAACCAAUGUUAGCCCAUAGUUACACACAAAACACCGCAGGCUUUCUGUUUUAGACAGAAUAGACAUUGACAAAAAUUAAGUGAAGCACAAACAAAUACAAUAUACACCAUAUAUCAACGGAAAUACCUUUAGGUCGAGAGUAAAUUAGAAGCAGGAUAAAGUUAAACCCAGCAAUGAAAUACACCAUGCUUGGUUUCUACCAACAUCAAAUUAUAUUUUGUUUCACAUAUGCCAAGUAACAUUCUUCAAUGAAGUUAAAAGGGG
Pelobates fuscus (common spadefoot toad) is the source of this 2801-nucleotide messenger RNA. RefSeq names its product solute carrier family 35 member E4 (gene SLC35E4). Bases 659 to 1729 code for a protein of 356 amino acids. The record is from RefSeq and is a predicted model, not a curated record. Gene Ontology annotation, molecular function: antiporter activity. NCBI's taxonomy places the organism in Eukaryota, Metazoa, Chordata, Amphibia, Anura, Pelobatidae. Gene Ontology annotation, cellular component: Golgi apparatus. The transcript is spliced from 3 exons.